AUGGGGUGGGAAAGGGAUGAUCCCGGCCCCCCAGCGCCUCCUUCUCGCUGUCGGACCUGGCCCCCGGGCCGCGAUUACGAGCUCUGCGUGCUGGCCGUGUUCUCGGACCUCGGCACGUCGCUGCCGGCCACGCGGCCGCUGGGCUGCUCCCGCUUCUCCACGCGGCCGGAAUCGCGGCCGUGCCGCUCGCUGCAGGCGCAGUUCCUGGGCGGCACCAUGAUCAUCGUCAUCGGCGGCAUCAUCGUGGCCUCGGUGCUGGUGUUCAUCUUCAUCCUCCUGAUGAAGUACAAGAUCCACAACAACCACCCCAAAUCCAAAGGGAAAUCCAACGUCUGCUCGCAGACCCAACGGCUCCCAGAGCGGCUCCAUGGGCAGGUCCAGCUCCAAGCUGGCGAGAGGAGGGAGAGUUGGAGUUUGGAAUGUUCCGGAGGGCUCGGGGAGAAAGGGGAAGGGGUGGAGGUGGGGUCGUGA
Corvus hawaiiensis (hawaiian crow) is the source of this 471-nucleotide messenger RNA. Its product is annotated as leucine-rich repeat and fibronectin type-III domain-containing protein 3-like. Lineage: Eukaryota; Metazoa; Chordata; Aves; Passeriformes; Corvidae. The record is from RefSeq and is a predicted model, not a curated record.